Poecile atricapillus (Black-capped chickadee) is the source of this 5567-nucleotide messenger RNA. Its product is annotated as cyclin-dependent kinase 17. Gene Ontology annotation, cellular component: cytoplasm; nucleus. Gene Ontology annotation, biological process: protein phosphorylation. The coding region runs from base 664 to 2274 and encodes 536 amino acids. Gene Ontology annotation, molecular function: protein kinase activity; ATP binding. The transcript is spliced from 18 exons. The record is from RefSeq and is a predicted model, not a curated record. NCBI's taxonomy places the organism in Eukaryota, Metazoa, Chordata, Aves, Passeriformes, Paridae.
GGGGUGAGGUGACAGCGCGGCCCCGGAGCAGGGUGGAAGUGAUGGUGGUCGUGGGAGAGCGCCCCGCGAGGGGGCCGGGGGCUGCCCGGGGAGCCCCGGGCGCGGGGAGCGCCGCUCGGCGCCUCCGGGCAGGGUCGGGCCGGGCUGCGGGGGAUUUCCGCUGCCGGUGGCGGCUGGGAGCGGCUCCGCGGGGGCUAGGGAGCAGCUCCGGGAGGCUGAGCCCUCGGCGAGGGGAGCCGAGCGAAGGGAAGGGUGAGCCGGGGAUGGCAGCCCCUGAGCGCUGCCGGAUUUUUUGGUGAUCCUGUGUUCGUCACCGUCCUUUCCCCACCGCCUCCUCCUCUUCAAGCGAGGCAGCGUUCUCCUGACAGCUCUUCUCCUCGCAGCCUCCGCACGUAUGACACAUCGCUCCUAUUGCAGGUCUCCCCCCACACGCACACCCAAAAUAUGUAGGUUUCAGUGCGUGGCAUAAGAGUACUUCUGCUCUGAGCUUUGAGUUAGAAGCUGACAGGAUACGUGAACAUUGUCUGACCCUGAACUUCUGUGAACUCCUCCCUCUCCUUCCUCGCUCAGAUAUGUAAUGGCUUGAGAUCAGUAGAGCAAAAUGGUUCUCUCGAAAGGACGGUGGAAAUCAGGCUUCCUUAAGCCAGACUCAAUAUCGAUAGAAUGAAAAAAUUUAAGAGAAGACUUUCCUUAACCUUGCGAGGAAGCCAGACCAUUGAUGAAUCACUGUCUGAGCUAGCAGAACAAAUGACAAUUGAAGAAAACAGCAGCAAAGAUAACGGUGUGAGUAAUAAUGGAAGGAUCAGCUACGGUAAAGUGCAGCCUAUUGUGAAGAAUGGCAGGCCUCCAACGUCUCACAGCAUGCACUCAUUUCUCCACCAAUACACAGGAUCUUUCAAGAAGCCCCCUUUACGGAGACCACACAGCGUCAUAGGGGGCAGCCUCGGCUCUUUCAUGGCAAUGCCCAGAAAUGGGAGCAGAUUAGAUAUUGUUCAUGAAAAUUUGAAAAUGGGGUCGGAUGGGGAAAGUGACCAAGCUUCUGGAACGUCAUCUGAUGAAGUUCAGUCUCCCACAGGAGUUUGUCUCAGAAACCGGAUACACAGACGAAUCUCAAUGGAGGAUUUGAACAAGCGCUUGUCCCUGCCCGCUGACAUCAGGAUACCCGAUGGGUACCUGGAGAAGCUGCAGAUUAACAGCCCGCCCUUUGACCAGCCAAUGAGUCGGCGCUCUCGUCGAGCAUCCCUAUCAGAAAUUGGAUUUGGAAAAAUGGAAACCUAUAUCAAGUUAGAAAAGCUUGGAGAGGGUACUUAUGCCACAGUUUAUAAGGGGAGAAGUAAAUUGACAGAGAAUCUGGUAGCUUUGAAAGAAAUCCGCCUGGAACAUGAAGAGGGAGCACCAUGCACAGCCAUAAGAGAAGUGUCAUUAUUAAAAGAUCUGAAACACGCAAAUAUUGUUACAUUACAUGAUAUUGUGCACACAGACAAGUCAUUGACUCUUGUUUUUGAAUACCUGGACAAGGACCUGAAGCAGUACAUGGAUGACUGUGGUAACAUCAUGAGUAUGCACAAUGUAAAGCUAUUUUUAUAUCAGAUUCUUCGUGGUUUGGCGUACUGUCAUAGGAGAAAGGUGUUACAUCGAGAUUUGAAGCCACAAAAUCUGCUAAUUAAUGAGAAAGGAGAACUGAAGCUUGCAGACUUUGGAUUGGCAAGAGCGAAGUCUGUUCCUACGAAGACUUAUUCCAAUGAAGUUGUCACAUUGUGGUACAGACCACCUGAUGUUCUCCUUGGAUCUUCAGAGUAUUCAACUCAAAUUGACAUGUGGGGCGUCGGAUGCAUAUUUUUUGAAAUGGCAUCAGGAAGGCCUCUUUUUCCUGGUUCUACUGUUGAAGAUGAGCUGCACUUAAUUUUCAGACUUCUUGGAACUCCAUGUCAAGAAACAUGGCCAGGCAUUUCUUCCAGUGAUGAAUUUAGAAACUACAACUUUCCUAAGUAUAAACCACAACCUCUCAUCAACCAUGCACCAAGGCUAGACACGGAAGGAAUUGAAUUGAUAGCGAAGUUCCUUCAAUAUGAAUCAAAGAAGAGAAUUUCAGCAGAAGAGGCCAUGAAACAUGCAUACUUCAGAAGUCUUGGAACAAGAAUACACACUCUGCCUGAAAGUGUUUCAAUAUUCAGUCUAAAAGAGAUUCAGUUGCAAAAAGACCCUGGCUUUCGAAAUUCCACUUACCCAGAGACCGGACAUGGGAAGAACAGAAGGCAGAGCAUGCUUUUCUAAAGGGGGCAGUGCAGAGUCGAGCCCAAGCCUAUCCUGUCGAUCAAGGACUCGGAUCCAAAGGCAGUGCUUUCUGUUGGUGGACUUGGAAUCGCAGUUUGUCUACACUGUCCUCUUAACAGUGGAGUCUUUUUAUUUCCAACCUGCAAAUUAUGUUUUUAUAUUUGUUGUCACAGUGUGACAAUUUUUUGUACAGUUGGUUUUAAGGUCUCCUCUGCCACUAGAGCCAGUAGGUUACAGCUGUUGAUGUAACUGUAGCUGCAAUUUUUGUGCAGGACUGAGAAACACAGUGCAUUAUUUAUUGCGGAAUCAUUGCUGCUAAAUAACUACUGUCUGUAUAGUUAACACAACAGUUCCAUGCCUGAAGAAGUUGCAAUGGCUUUAUAAUAUGUGAAUGCAUCUGUUUCUCUUGAUAAAAUGUUCUACUGCUGCGGGGUUUUUUUGUAUUUCUUAAACUGCAGUGUUUCCUGGAAUGUAAACAUAGCUUUGCUUGGCUAUAGGUGAGCCAUCUUUAAUGCUCUAAGUUCUUGGCACUUAAUUCCUUAUUUAACAUUGGAAGUAUGUGUUGAAAUAGUUGAAAAAUUAUAAUGCAUAUUACGUUUUUGAAAAGCACAUGGUGUGAAGGUUGAUUCAAACAAGUGAAAAGUAAUUUUGAUUUGCUCUCAGAUCCUGUUAGUUAUUGAUAAAUUAGAGCAUGGAGGCUGGAAGUUUUGUCAGGCUUACUCCAGCAUAACAUAUUUGCACAUUGUUGUGCAUAUGGGGCCUGCGGAAACAAUAACUUUUUUACCUUGUUUUUAACUUAGAAAUACAAAUAGUAAAAAGACAAUUCAUGUAUGUUGGACCCUGGCUUACUUUUCAUUACAGAGGAACAGGACAACAAAUUACACAAACAUGGGAAUAAUGUCACAUUUUCCCACCUUGUUGCUCUCCCAUUUGUGCAUUAUUCACUUGAAAUCAACUGGAAAGAUGCAAGUUUGUACUUGAGAAGAACUCACUAUGCUACAGAGCUUUUACAAUGAGAACUUAGAGAGUUUUUCAGAUCUUAGAUGUUACCUGUUUUCCAGAGAUAGUAAACAUAUUACUACUAUGCUUAUGCAUCUCAGUGAGCAUCAUAAGUACACCCUUGGUGAUGGUUACAGUAUUUUUAAGCAUUUGUGUUCACCUUUAUGAACCUAUUUGUUUAGUGCAUCUUAAAGAGACUGUAAAUCUUUAUUGGUAUAUUUUGAAAUGGUCAUGUAAAUCUUUGGCUGGUAUAUCAUGAAAAUAGUCAUAGGUAACUUAAUUUUUCCUGACAUUCACUGUAAAGCGUUCAGGGGUCCUACCAUUUCUGUUCAGGAAAUCUUGUAGUUUAUUGUUAUUUAACAGUAUUAAGUGAAUUUUUGUAUAUUUCAUUUUAACUUUAUUUGUGAAUAGUGAUUGUGGCAUGUUUGGGGGUGUUUUAUUAAUAUUUCAUUGAUACUAGUAAAUUUGAAUUGGGAUUUUUUUUUUUUAAUUUUAUUUUCUGGAAGAGAGAAAUUCAUGUGUAACGGUGACUAUUGGACCACUACUGCUUUCAGCAUUUGUAAACCGGUUUUACGUUAAAUCUUGUAGACCUAACAAACUGCUGUUAUUUCUAACUGACCGACCUGUAUUAAUAUUGUACUUUUGAAAGUAUAAAUAUUAUGUGGAAUUCUUUGGUUUUGUUUUGAAAUUUAUAAUAACAAAAGCCCUGUGUUGUUAAAAAUACAGACUAAGUGAACUUGCAGUUCUUGGGGCAUUGUUGGCAGCGUUUAGCGAGGUCCGUGUGUAGCGGGAGCCCCCAGGGUCACCUUUGGCCGCUGCUUUAGUUCAUUCAGUGCAGAGGCAGUGGCAGUGGCAGUGACAUGGCUCAUCCAUGGCUGAGGCUGCUCAGGACCUGCUCAGUGUGAUGGUGCAGUCUCAGUGCUGGUGAGCCAGCCCUGCGUGUCACACGGCCUUGGGAGCGUAACGUGAGGCUCGGACACACGCAGGGCUCCUCGAUCCCAGUGCGAGCGCUACGGCUGUGGCAGAGGCACAGUUGGCACUGAUGAAAAACCUUGUCCUGAAAUAGUUGUUAUAUAUAUUUUUAUAGUUGCUAAGGAUCUGAUCUAGAUUUUAUACUGAUGGACUUUGUAGGAAAUACGUUGUAGACGUGACAGUGUUGAAGAAAGAAGUGUCAAAAAAACAUCUUUUUUUACAGUAGUGAAGAUAGACUCAAUGUUCACUGUGGAUAAAUGUGGGAUUUAGCAUUUCUAGAACAGUAAUACUUUAUAGGUCAUAAAAGAACAAGUAAUAAUGUGACACUAAUGAGUAAAGGACUUAAAGGUUUACCUGGUAAAAUGAAGUGCAUUAAUAAACUUAGAAAGGGAUCAGCUGCAGCUAACAAAAGGAUGUUUCAUUUUAAGUAGGAAUUCAACUUUUUUGUUACAAAUGAAAAGAUCUUCCAUAAAACUAAAGGAGGCUGUUUAUAAAGAAUCUUUUUCUAAGGACCUACAAGUGAAUCUGUGUUCUUCAUUAGGAGGUAGCUUUAAAGAACAUAUUUAAGAAAUUUGGUAUCUGUUGUCAAGCCAGUUUGGGGCUCUUUAAAAUUGCCUGUUAUUGAAAUUCUUUAAUCAUCAGAGAGAGUUCUGUGGCAGUUGCCUGUUUGGGGCAGUAGUCAGCAAGUCUGAAGUUGCUGGGCAUCUGACAUUCUUUCCAUGGGAUUGUGUACUCUGCCUCCUAUUUGGCAGUCAGGUACUACGGACUUGGUUUCACUGUCCCCAAGAACUGUAGGAGUGUUGGCCUUUUUGGGAGAAGACCUCAAGUGUGUCAGAAACCAAGCAAAGAGUCACUAAAAAUGGAUGACUUUCAGUGUUUGGUGUGACCACCUUUGCUUGACGAUGGCCGAUCAAUCAGUUAAUGAGAAAUGGCCUGCAUGUCGUGGCUUAUUUUCGGUAGUUAUUUUUAGAAGAUACCUGGUGUGUCCCACCUAGCCCAGGGUAGGGCUGGCAAGGUGUGGGUGUAGGUGUGUGUCAGAGUCAGGUGGGCAGGAAGCCAGGACAGAGGCAGGUGCUGGUGAUGUGGUUGCAUUCACGUGCAGGUGAAGGUUGAAGGGGAGAGAGGAUGGGUGGAGGAUGGGGAUUGACAGGACAGGGUGGGAGAUGGAAGGGGCAAACCAGCAGCUCAGCAAUGCUCUAGUGGAACGUGCAUCUCAACAUGGCUGUGUUAUUUUUGUGCUGCUUUACCACAGCAUUAAGUAGCCAGAGUGUAUCCCUGAAUUGGGCAAUAAAAGUUAAAAUAAACAAUUAUUAAAGAAUCAA